UAACUCAAAAGGAAAACAGAUAACAUGUCAGACUAAUGAAGAUCAGAGAGAGAGAAAGAGAGCUACAUUCCAUUUCCCAAUUCAUAUCAUGCACACACACUUACUUCAGACAUAGCUAUCUCAAUCUCUCUCUCUUUUCCCACCAAUAUAAUCUCUUCUCUUUCUUUCUCUCUCUCUGACGACUGACAUGCAGAAAUUGCAUUUGAGUGUCUAUGCAUUUUUCUCUCUGUCUUAUCUCUUCUGUUUCCCAAGCCCAUACAUUCAUCCCCUUCUUCUGCAACAUAACAUCUCUCCAUUUUUUCUUUAUAACCCAAUUAAAUCUCUUUAUAAACUACACAUCAAACUCCCACUUCUCAGUUCUAAGUCCUAUUUCAUAAAUACUUCAUAACAGAAUUGUAUCAGAACUUCCAACACUAAUAUAGCUCAAUUGUUCUGCACCAGUACUCUGCUUCUUUUCGUCAAGGGAUGGAGAGACAAGAGGGUGGAGCUAUGAACAACAGUAUGGACGAGAGGGCCAAGGUGUUCCCUUGUUUGUUCUGUUCAAGGAAGUUUUACAGCUCACAAGCCUUAGGAGGCCAUCAAAAUGCUCACAAGAAGGAGAGGAUUGCAGCAAGAAAAGCCAAGAGAGCAUCAGAAUUCUCUCUACUCAACGCCUUUUCGACACAACAGUCGAUGUCGUCGCUAAUUUUCAGCGGCAACCACCAUCAGCAGCAGCCCCAUAUGGCCUUCCUUGGUACCCCACCCCCAACACAAAUGUACAUUGGUUCCCAUGCUGCCAACAUAUCCCAUUAUCCUAGUACUACACAGCUUUGUGAUCAAUUUGGGCCUGGUGGGCCUGCCCGUUUCUCGAAUAUGGUGGUUUAUAACAGCAACGGUGGAACUGGCCCAAUUAGUCCAUAUUCAUCAUGUUAUGAAGAGGAUCAUGACCAAAACAUGGUGAAUUGGCAAAAGGAGUUUAGGUAUAGUGGGCCCAAUAGUUUGACUUCAAUGCAAGUUCUAAAGAAGACUAUGGAGAAUAAUUAUGGGAGAGAUUGUCAUAGGGAGAUGGAAAAGAAACUUGAUUUAUCUUUGCACUUGUAAAAAACAAUUAGAAGUUGGAAGUUUUGAUUUCAGAUUUUAGUUUGAGGCUUAAAACAUGGUGAAUUAGCCUUAGAUCAUGACAAAGAUAUUGAUGGAGAAUGUGUGUUAAUAUUCUUUGUAGAUAUUGUGUCAAAUAUAUUAAUGAGAUUUGAAGUCGUGACCUUUAUGCACAACAAAAUCUCAAUAAUAUAUUUGACAUAAUAUUUACAAUGAAUAUUAAUAUAUUUUCUAUUAGGAAACAUAAUGAAAUUAUGUAAUAAAUCUUUCUACUUUUACUUUC
Beta vulgaris subsp. vulgaris (sugar beet) is the source of this 1360-nucleotide messenger RNA. RefSeq names its product protein LATE FLOWERING. Lineage: Eukaryota; Viridiplantae; Streptophyta; Magnoliopsida; Caryophyllales; Amaranthaceae. The transcript is spliced from 2 exons. The record is from RefSeq and is a predicted model, not a curated record. Bases 466 to 1080 code for a protein of 204 amino acids. Gene Ontology annotation, biological process: negative regulation of abscisic acid-activated signaling pathway.